Messenger RNA from Closterium sp. NIES-65, 2181 nucleotides. The record is from the annotation of a GenBank genome assembly. NCBI's taxonomy places the organism in Eukaryota, Viridiplantae, Streptophyta, Zygnematophyceae, Desmidiales, Closteriaceae.
AUGGCUACCCCUAGUGUCCUAGCUUUUGACGCUGGGGGUCGCGCCAUUGACUUUGAGGUCUGGGUCGACGAGCUGCAGCUGUUCUUACAGUGCGACAGGGCAGACGGUCUUUCUCUCUUUGACCUCACCUCUGGCGCCUCCCUUGCCCCUGCUGCUGAUGCUGACCCCACUGUUCGCUCCCAGUGGGCCACACGCGAUGCUGCUGCACGUCUUGCUGUGCGUCGCCACCUGCCUACCGCUGAGCGCGCGCACUUUAGUCAGUACAAGAGUGCUCAGACCUUGGACCACUUCCUCUCAGUCUGUCCCACCACUCUCACUGUAGACCUCCUCGAGAAGUCCCUCCUAGCGGCAGAGAAGAGCAUAGUCGCUGUAGGGGCCUCUCGUGGUGACCCUCGCACCCCCAUCUUUGAGGGGUGUUCUCCUUCCCCCCUGUUGCCCUCUGUCGCCUCUGCCGCUGCGGCCGACCUCAUUGGUCUUGAGUCGGUCGGUGCGGCGUCCGCCCCUAGCGGGAGACGCCGCCCUGGCAAGGGCAAGGGGGGCAAGGGCGCGGGUGGAGCUAGCGGGGGCGGUGGAGGUGGAGGUGGAGGUGGCGGAGGGAGUGGGGGUGGCGGUGGAGGUGGUGGAGGGGGUGGAGGUGCUAGUGGCGGCAGUGGAGGCGGAGGCGGCGGUGGCAGCGGCGUUACUGGCGGGGGCGGCGGUGGUGGUGGAGGUGGAGGCGGCGGAGGUGGAGGUGGUGGAGGUGGUCGGAGUGGCGCUUCGCAGCGGAGCAGCACUGGGGGUGGUCAGUGCGAGCAGCAGCAGCAGCGUUCUCGCGACGUCCCCACCCCUCAGCAGCUCCGUGAGUGGUACACGCAGCGUCAGCGUGGUGGGGGUUUUGGUCCCUGCACCUACGUCCUUCGCACCAGCGACCGCGCGGGUGAGCAGUGUGGGGGUGCCCACCCCGCCCAGCGCUGCUUUGGCCGCGUGACGGUUGCUUGGCGCCAGCAGUUCCCGGAGGCCACUGAGAUCCCCCGCUGGGGAGAGCUGUCUAGGGCUGGUGUAGCUAUCUUUGAUCUUGACUUUGAUGCUAUCCUUGCUGCCAUGUAUGCUGUGACUAUUAGUGAUGAGGGUGACUGUUACCGGUGUUUCCUGCCCGACCCGGGCAUUGGUACUGCUGCUCUAGGUGCCAGUGAGGCUACUGCUCUAGGUGCCAGUGCGUCUGUGCUCCCAGGUACUGGUGAGUCUGCGCUCUCAGGUACUAGUGAGUCUGCGCUCUCAGGUACUACGUCGGCUUCGGCCUCUCACACCUUCACCCUUGACUCUGGGGCGUCUCGCUCCUUCUUUCGGGACCGCACCACACCCACGCCGCUUAGUCGGCCGGUUGCGGUGUCCCUGGCUGACCCCUCUGGGGGUCCUGUCCUGUCUCGCUUCUCCACAGUCCUCCCGUGUCCGGCGGCUCCCUCUGGCACCCUGUCUGGUCUCUACCUCCCCUCGUUCUCUACAAACUUGGUGAGUGGUGCUGACCUACAGGAUGCAGGUGUCCACCAGUUCACUCCUGCUCGUCAGCGGGUGACGCACUGCACAGAGGCUAGCACAGGUCGCCACCUGGCUACGUUUACACGUCAGCCAGGGUCGAGCCUGUACAAUCUGACCACUGCUUCUCCUCCAGUUGCUGAGUCUGGUAGGGUCCCUGCGUCUGGUCAGGUGUUUGCUGCAGCGUCCAGGUCUGGUCCUGAGUUUGCCCCCUGUUCGUGUCGUCGCCUGUCUCACGAGACUCUCCUCUGGCACCACCGCCUUGGUCACCCCUCUCUGCUUCGGCUCAGAGGCAUGGCCUCCCGUCUUCUUGUGUCUGGUCUCCCCCGGUCCCUCCCUCCCCUUCCUCAGGGCCCUGGCCCUGCCUGUGUCCCCUGUGUCGAGGGGCGCCAGCGUGCUGUCCCUCACUCCUCCCAGUUUCCUCCGACAGAGGCCCGGUUGCAGACGCUUCACAUGGACGUGUGGGGCCCUGCCCGCGUCCGUGGACUAGGUCACGAGCGCUACUUCCUGUUGGUGGUUGACGACUACUCGCGUUACACCACAGUCUUCCCCUUGCGCAGCAAGGGUGAUGUCACUGAGGUGCUGAUAGACUGGAUCCGCGCAGCUCGUCUCCAGCUCAGGCAGAGCUUUGGCUCGGACUUUCCUGUUCUGCGUCUGCACUCGGACUGA